Molecule: messenger RNA, 2649 nt
Organism: Bufo bufo (common toad)
Lineage: Eukaryota; Metazoa; Chordata; Amphibia; Anura; Bufonidae
Gene: HNF1B
Product: HNF1 homeobox B
Exons: 9
Coding region: 188-1867 (559 amino acids)
Biological process (GO): pancreas development; regulation of transcription by RNA polymerase II; liver development
Cellular component (GO): nucleus
Molecular function (GO): DNA-binding transcription factor activity, RNA polymerase II-specific; RNA polymerase II cis-regulatory region sequence-specific DNA binding
Source: RefSeq, a predicted model, not a curated record
CCUUCCCACUCAUUUGCAUGUGUUAUGAUGUCCCAUGGAGGAGAGCAUGUCUGCUUAGAAGAAGAAGCUGGCCCUGUGUAGGAGUUUCCUGAGAGUUUUCUGAAGGCACCAGAAGAACAGGUGCUCAGUGCCAGGGGAUUGAUUCAUUUUUCCUUCACUUUCUCCCUCCCUCCCCUGUCCUUGUAAAAUGGUCUCCAAAUUAUCGUCUUUGCAGCAGGAACUUCUCAGUGCUCUGCUGAACUCUGGAAUAACCAAAGACGUGCUGAUUCAAGCCCUGGAGGACCUCAUCCCCACACCCAGCUUUGGGGUGAAGCUGGAGAACAUGCACAUGUCUCCUGGGCAGGACCCUGAUAUCAAGCCCGUUUUCCACACUCUUACUAAUGGCCAUCACAAGGGCAAACUUUCUGGAGAUGAGGGUUCAGAGGAUGGGGAAGACUUUGACACCCCACCAAUCCUCAAGGAGCUGCAAUCUCUCAACACCGAGGAGGCGGCGGAGCAGAGAGCUGAGGUGGACAGAAUGCUGAGUGAAGAUCCAUGGAGAGCUGCAAAGAUGAUUAAAGGAUAUAUGCAGCAACAUAACAUUCCCCAAAGAGAAGUGGUUGAUAUUACUGGACUGAACCAAUCACAUCUUUCCCAACAUCUCAACAAAGGAACACCAAUGAAAACUCAAAAACGUGCUGCUCUAUAUACCUGGUAUGUCAGGAAGCAAAGGGAGAUACUAAGACAAUUCAGCCAAACAAUCCAGGGUUCUGGAAUUAUGACAGACAAAAGCAGUCAGGAUCAGCUGCUGUUUCUCUUUCCAGAGUUUAACCAACAAAAUCAAGUCGCAGGGCAAUCUGAUGAUUCUUGCUCAGAACCUGCAAGCAAGAAAAUGAGACGUAAUCGCUUCAAAUGGGGGCCUGCUUCCCAACAUAUUCUUUACCAGGCAUAUGAAAGACAAAAGAACCCCAGCAAAGAAGAAAGAGAAGCUUUGGUAGAAGAAUGUAACAGAGCAGAAUGUCUACAGCGGGGAGUAUCUCCAUCAAAGGCACAUGGCUUGGGAUCAAAUUUAGUGACAGAAGUUCGUGUUUAUAACUGGUUUGCUAACAGGCGGAAAGAAGAGGCAUUUCGACAGAAAUUAGCCAUGGACGCCUAUAGUACAGGGUCAUCACAUCCACACAACAUGAAUCCACUUAUGUCACACGGGUCUCCACAUCAUACACAGUCAAGUUCUUCUCCACCGACCAAAUUGCAAGGAGUAAGAUUCAAUCAACAAGGAAACAACGAGGUCACUUCAUCAACAAUAAAUCACCAUGGCAACAAUGCCAUGUUGACCAGUCAGUCAGUCCUCCAGCAGGUUUCUCCAGUGAGCUUGGAUCCUGGCCAUAGCAUGCUUUCACCUGAUGGUAAAUUGAUUCCUGUUUCUGGAGGAGGUUUGCCACCUGUAAGCACCUUGACGAAUAUUCACAGUUUGUCACAAUCAGUUCUCAAUAAUUCCCAACAGUCACAGAACCUCAUCAUGGCACCUAUUUCUGGAGUCAUGGCAAUAGCACAAAAUUUGAACACCACUCAAGCACAGAGUGUCCCUGUCAUCAACAGUGUUGCAGGAAGCCUAGCAGCUUUACAGUCAGUGCAGUUUUCACCACAGCUGCACAGUCCACAUCAACAUUCUCUAAUGCAACAUUCUUCUGGUCAUAUGACACAACAGCCAUUUAUGGCUACUAUGACUCAACUUCAAAAUUCUCACAUGUAUGCACAUAAACAGGAACCUCCCCAGUAUUCACACACAUCACGUUUUCCUUCAGCAAUGGUUGUCACAGAUACCAGCAGUAUCAGCACAUUAUCAAACAUGUCUUCUAAUAAACAGUGUCCUUUGCAAGCCUGGUGAUAUCCUACUGCACUUAUCUUCCUUUUGCAUAGCUACAUGAACAUCUUGGUGAAAACAUUUAGAACUGUGAUGUUGCCAAGUCGAUCUGACUCAAGAUCAAUUUUAGAUGCUGGAUGAUUGAGAGCUAUGAUCUCUGAACAAGAUAGAUGUUAUUCAGAGAUGAAUACUCUCAUAAUAUCAAUGACAGUGCUUGAUUUUCAGUCUCCUCCUCAGGUGAUUUGAACUUGAAGAAGUGUUUCCCUCAUUUUCAUGAACCAGACAUAAAUGUAAACUUAUAUUUGAGCAAAACUAUAAACCCAUGAGGUUUGUACAGAGUGCUACUGGAUCAGUGUGACUGAAACUACAAAAUCAGGUGCCAAAAAGGACACAAAGCUGAACUGAGCCAUUGUAAAUAUUGUUGGAAUAAAACAGUGAGCGAUUGCUAUAGACGUUAAUCUGUUGAAUAGUUGUAAAUUGUAAAAAAAAGUGCAAUUAUAUUGUAUAUAAUGCAUAAUAUAAAGUUUGACUUUGUUUAACGGGAUAGGUCAAAUAGCCAAAAAGAAAGCAUUUGAUCAACAUAGAUAAAACCACUGGAUGAAUUUGCCAUGUUGCACAAAGAAGGUUUUUCAGUAUGCUGUAUUGCGCAAGAUGCAGUUCAGGAUGUCGCCAUACUGAUAGCAUUGGAACCAAUAUGUAACAUAGGUCUUCAUAUAAAAUUGUUGUUUAGUCCUUGUCUGAAGUACAGUACUGUGCAAACUCGGUUUUAGGCAGGUGUAGAAAAAAGGCUGCAAAGUAAGAAUGCU